AAAAUAGGCUCCCUUCAUGUUCGAAAAGCAUGAAAAGAAGAAAAAUGGAGGGAAAAUCAGCAGCAGCGUGAGAGAAAUAGAGAGAAAAUGCCGAGAAGACGACUCACACUGCACUGUUCCUCUUCCUCCGAAGACGAACAACAACAACAAUAUCGUUAUCAACCACACCACCAACAAAUCCAAGAAGAUCACGAAGAUGAACAUAUCGAGCUAGAACUACAAGAUCCAACACUCAAUCUCGAAACCGUAACCCUAAACCCUAACCCUAAUUCCAACAUUUCUCUCCCUGCUCAUCUCGAAAUCUCCGAUGAUGACUUCGUCGACGUUCACGAAAGCCUCUCUCCUCCGCCGCCACGCCCUCCAGUUAACGACCAGUUCUUUCAAUCAUCGGCCGAGUCCAGAAUUAGCAGUGCUAGUUCUUCGGAAUCCUCUGAUUGUCCCAUCAGUGCGUUUCUUCACAGGCUUGGGCUGAGACUGCGAAGGGAAUGGGUGGAUUCUUGUAUUCAGGGCCUAGAGAGAUCGGUCCCGGGUUUCGCAAGCCUCGAUUUGGCGGCCAAGGCGAAGCUCUGUUUCAAGCAAUUCUUGUUAUCUGAUAUGAAUUAUUCUGGUGGAGGAGUUCUUCCUGAAAAUGUGCAUAAUAUGAAUCUUGUCGAUCUUGCUGGCCCUUUUGUCUUGCAGGUUGAUGAAAUUAUAAAUAUCAGUUGUCCUCUGAAAGGUAGGUAUCAGAGUGCAGCUUCUGGGCCCAAGAGAUGCCUUAAGUUGUCCAUGACUGAUGGUGUUCAACGUGUGUUCGGCAUGGAAUACCGGCCUAUCAAGGAUCUUGAAGUUCUGGCACCUGCUGGGCUGAAGGUUGCAAUUUCCAAUGUACAUAUAAGGCGUGGGCUUCUAAUGUUGGUUCCUGAAGUUCUUGAAGUUUUAGGAGGACUGGUUGAGGAUUUGGAAGCAGCAAGGCAGAGGCUUGUUCAAGAAGUAAAUAAGCCACCAAGGGGAAAAAGAACCAGGACAGGAGUGGUUCCUCCUUUAGCAACCAGAGCUACUCUUGCUGCAUGGCCGCCAGACAGUGUGAGUGUUCCAGGGGCCACCAAUGCUUCCUCGUCACAACCUGCAGCUCCUCUUCAGGCAGCUGAACAAGGUACUGCAUCUGGUAUCUCUAUCAGGGAAAGGACUACAGAAGAGUUUGCUGUUCCCAUCAUCAAUAGGGAAAAUGCUGAACCUAAUCCACCAUCUACAGCUGUUUCGAACAUUGAAGAAAUUCAUAUGGUUGAUGAGGUGGACCACCCAUUCAUACUAAGUGGAGACAGAGAAAUUCCCUUCACUUACUUAGCUAGUUUGUCGGCAAAAUGGGCUGCUGUCAAGGACAAUGCUCCUAAUGUUCAGGGGAAAAUUAAGUGCUUUUUGACUGGUGUAAAGGGAUUCCUAUUUAAGCGAAGGGCUACAUAUGAGCUUCAUGUUUACGUUGAUGAUGGUAGCCUCAUUUCCGAGAUCCUCAUAGAUCACAAUGUUGUGCAAAAUGGAAUAGGUCAUUCUCCUGAGGAAGUUACCACUGCCCUUGCUUCUUCAGACACUAAGAGAGUUAGUGAUAUGAAGGAGAUAAUGAAACAAUUUCAAAUUUUCUUAGCGAAUUUUGAGGGUACGAUGCUUAUGCAGAUAAGUGAAGCCUCUCCUGUUCCAAUUGCUAUUGAAAUGAACCAAGGUUGUUCUCCUUCUGAUGCCUGGUUGCUUUUGAGAAGGCUGCAGUCUUCUAAUACUGCUCAACCGCAACAGCAUCCUCACUUCGAUCCCAUCGACCUAUCUCCUUGACUGAAUCAAAAUAUGCUGCUCCUUGCCUUACUUAAAUAAGUCCAUGGGCUGAUAACAAUCAAGAAUGUAACACGGGCCUUGUGUGCCACUGACUGAUGAACAAUCAUGAGCUCAAAACACACAGAAACACAUACUAUUGGUCAAUGGUCACAUUGUCACAUCCAUGGUUGGUAACUUUGAGGCUAUUCAAGUUGGUUGCAUGUGUUAACCCUUGCAUCCAUGGCUGGUAACUUGAGGCUAUUUAAGUUGCAGUCUUGCUAAACCGUAUUGGAGAGGGUGAAAUUUUUAUGCGAGCCAGCAGUGCAUGCAACUGCAUCUUCCUUUGAUUGUCUGAAGGACAUGGAAUUAUUGUGUGUGGGGGUCUGGUUUGGUUAAAAUAUGUGAAAGGCAAAAAUCAAACUUACUGGAGUCAAAUUUUACACGAUGAGGGGAAAUACUUUGCUAGUUGCAGCUGACAUAUGAAGGGAAGUGACCGAUGAAGGUGAUCAUGUAAAAUCAAGCUAGGGCGGCUGCCCACAGAUUAGCAGAAGGUGGUGGCAAUGACCUUUCUCUGUUUUACAGAAGCAACUUUACUAGAUUGUACAGCUUAAAGGUUUUAUUUUGGUAUGAGGUAUUUUUCCUUUUUAAUCUUUCAAUCUCUUUAGUUUUAUCUAUUAGCAUUAAGGGUCUUGCAAAUGACAGCCCUAAGGGCUGUCAAGAAGCACCACAAAAUGCCAUAAAUAUUUAUAAUCUCAAUACAGUUUUCACAUAUCCCAAAACACUUUUUACACAUUUCGAUACACUUUAAUAUACUUUUUACAGUCCUUUUCUACACUAA
Camellia sinensis is the source of this 2617-nucleotide messenger RNA. RefSeq names its product recQ-mediated instability protein (DUF1767) (gene RMI1). Gene Ontology annotation, biological process: double-strand break repair via homologous recombination; resolution of meiotic recombination intermediates. Gene Ontology annotation, cellular component: nuclear body; RecQ family helicase-topoisomerase III complex. The record is from RefSeq and is a predicted model, not a curated record. Gene Ontology annotation, molecular function: nucleotide binding. Lineage: Eukaryota; Viridiplantae; Streptophyta; Magnoliopsida; Ericales; Theaceae.